AUGAAGAGGAUAUCAGACGGUUUAUUCAAAAACCGCGCCAGAAAGCCAAGGAGAAAAGACAGGACGCCUGCAGGCGAUGGUGAUGACGAAGACGUAGUGCAGGGUGAAGAUUACGAACGAAGCAUUGCUGACGAUGAUCUAUCUUCAACGUACUCGCUGAAUUCAUCAGAUGGUCCUCUCGGGAAACCGAAAAGUAGAAAGAAACAAUUAUCCGCUGGCUUAUUCAAGAAGAAACGAACAAGAAAGAAUCGAAGAAGAGAUGAAACAGCGGUAGAUGAAGACUUUGAGGAUCCAGAAAAGAUCUAUGACGAAGAUGACGUCUCAGAUAGCUCCUAUGCUUCUGCUCCCAUGAGGCGUCCUGUGGCAAAGAGAGCGUUAAAUCAAGAAAUGGACGAUUCCUAUCAUGCUGAUGAAGCGAAUACAAGAUGGAGUGUUCAAGCUGAUAAACAAAUCACCAAAGCGUACAAAGCAUCAGGUGGUGCUGGUAUGGUUGGCGACAUCGAUGAAGGCGACGAUAGUGACUUGUAUACAAGCGAUGAAGAAGAGAAUGAUGAUGGGGGAGUGGUGCCGGAGGGCUCAGAAAGGACUACACAAGAUGAAACUAUUCCAAUUGAAGCUCCUCAGAAAAAGGACGAGAUCCUGCAUGGUUCUGAAAGUCCUACUACCGUGCCCGCAAGCCCCGCACCGAGUAUCGGCGACGGGGGCAAACCGAAAUCCAAAAAGAAAAAGGUAAAAGGUGGGGCGCUCGACGACCACCUUGGAAAAACAAAGAAAAAGAAGAAGAGUGGCACUUCUGGAUCGGUCAGCAGCAAGAAAUCAACGAAAUCGACCAAAUCCAUCAAGUCCCCCAAAUCGAAAAAAGCAAAGGCGAAGGACAAAAAGACAUUGGAUACAAUAGAGUCACAAGGAGAGUUUGAAUCCUUUGCCGAGAUUGACAAGCAGAGCAAGACGAAAUCCAAGAAGCCAAAGUCCAUUAAAAAGUCCAAGUCAAAGAAGAAAGUUACCAUAUCUGGAGACGAUGAAAUCCCCGUUGGAGAGUCUCCGGAUAAAAAGAAGCCGUCCUCCUCGAUAUUCAUCGCUUCCAAUUUGCUCAAAGAAAAGAUUCGAAACUCUCUGCAAUCUCUGACGGACAAUCUCGACGGCUCCCAACGGUCAAGCGAUAGCAACCACGGCAAACCUUCUUCGUCUUCUCGACUCCCUUCCUUCACUUUUUCUUCCCCGAACAUGAUGAGAACCUCACGCAAAACUCCGAUGGCUCCCAUCAGUCCUAGCAUUCCCGAAAACGAGCCAUCUGAAAGCAAUCACGACCCUGAAGUAUUCAGCUCAUGUCGACAGAACCCAGAAGAAAUUGACGGAAAGAAAAUCAAGGCGGAGGCUGCCUCAAAAAUCCGAGCCUUUGCCAUGGUGCUGGGCAAAAUCAAUGACCAAAAAGAUUUCCUGGCUGCCUUUAAUGGCAGUGAAUCAGAUGAUGACAAAGACGACAAGAAUAAACCAAAGAUGUCCAAAGAGGAAAAGAAGCAAGAGGGCAAGAGGUUCAGCACUUUGCUCGCGGAACUACACAAGUACGAAACUAUGUUGGAAAAGGAACGGAAUGUAUGGUCGCAAGAAAGGUAUGAGUUGAAAAUGAAGCAAGAGUCGGUAGAACAAUUGCUCAACGAAGAAGCCGAGAAAAAUGUUGAGCUCCAAUCCCAACUUGAAUCUCUCCAAGACCAGUUGGCCAAUGGUGGGGAAGCAGCUCAAGUGGAAGAUUUGAAAGCGAAGAAUCUGAUGCUUGAAGCGGAGAAUGAUCUGCUACAACAAAAGAACGAACGAAAUCAAGAAACCAUUGCCUCGUUAGUGAAGGAAGCAGAGUCAGACCUCAAGCGCCAAGUAUCCGUCGGUGUGCUUGGCGAAGGUGGGUCCAUGGAAUUAAUGGAAGAUGAUGCAAGUGACGACUGGGAGUCAGGCAAUCAAAGCGGAUUCAUGUCCAUGGCUUCUUUGGGUGGCAAAGCCCAAGGAGAACUCUUGCAGCUAAGAUCAAAUUUAAGUCGCAAGGACGAGGCGCUUGAGCAACAAGCCAGAGAAAUGGCCAAGCUCGAGCAAGAACUCGAAACGCUGCGAGAAAAACGGCAUGUUUCGGAUUUGACUCACUACGUCCAGAACCUGGAGACUGAAAAGAAGUUUUUCGUAUCGGAAAUCGAAAAAUUGAAAAAAGAAUUGGCUAGUUCACGACAACGAGAACACCAAGCUGCUACCAACGCAGCGGCUAUCGCCAACAAAUCAUCUCCUGAAAGCAACGCGGGGGGUUGGUUCAGUUUUGGGGGUGGAAAAGAUGAGAAGAAAGACGAAAAGUCGAACAAUAUAGGCCCAUUGACUUUAUCGGAACUAUCACCCAAAAUGGCGGGGGAGAAACCAUCGAGGACUGUCUCGGAAGUACUGGACGAUGACAAACCAAGGCGUCUUUCAGACCUUCUCGAUUUUUAG
Messenger RNA from Cylindrotheca closterium, 2463 nucleotides. Lineage: Eukaryota; Bacillariophyta; Bacillariophyceae; Bacillariales; Bacillariaceae. The record is from the annotation of a GenBank genome assembly.